AUUUUUGAGUAACCAUACAUAGUCAAUUAGUGAAUUGGCCGGCAAGUACGAUGUAUUGGUUGUUAUUCUUCCUAGCAGCAAUGGCCAUGGGUGUUUCAUCGUCACCAAAUAAUAAUGGUGUUUUUGAAAUCUAUGACCGCUACUCGAGCGAAGUUGUCGAGGUCUUAGGCAAGGGCGGGUUGCCUAAGAAAGGAGGCUUGGAUUACAUUUCAUACAUGGCAGCCCGUGAUUCCCGGAGACGCCAAUCUUCUCCGGCCAUCACCUUUUCACCCGGAGAUGCCACCUUUCAGAUGCAGACGUUCGCAGAUUAUCAUUUUGUAAAAGUUUAUGUGGGAACGCCUCCUAUGUCCUUCAUGGUGGCAUUAGACACUGGGAGCUCAUUAUUUUGGCUCCCAUGCAAUUGCAACGUCUGUUCACGCCACUUCACUUUUCCUUCAACGCAUCUGGUAUAUACUUCGUAUUUAUAUAAGUGCUUUACCUACGUAUUAUUCUCUUCUAUUCGUACAUGUUAUUAUGGUACGUUAAUUGCAAAUAUAAUUUCUCUUUUAUCCUUUUCAUCAAAUUGUUCUUUUUGUACUUUGACAUCUGCCAUGUACAAUCUCUCGGCCUAGGAUAGACCAUAAAUUUCAAUUUUUACCAUCCGAAUAAUUCUUCCACAUAUACAAGUGUUGGUUGCGACAGUGGAAUAUGUCGGCGGCAAAAUUGUCCUUCAAAUAAGGGAUGCCCCUAUGAGGUCCUAUACUUGGAUGGAUCUUCGACUACAGGGGUGCUAGUAUCUGACGUCAUACACCUUGCAACUUAUGCUAAGCAACCUAAACAUUUUAGAGCAAAUGUUACAUUCGGGUACGUACCUAUACCUAUAUACUAGUUCUUUUCUCUUUUAAUUGCAACAUUAGACUUUUUGUAUUACUCACAUAUUCUACUUUGACUAUAUUUUACUAAUUAAUGUAUUAUAAAUUAAAUUUUUUAAAAAUAUUAUUAAAUUCUUCUCAUUCUAAAAUUUCAAAAUAUGUAUUUUUUAAAUUUUUUACUAAUAAGGAAUGAAAGAUAUUAAUGGUCAAACUUGUGCGUUGACAAACGUGAAAUGUUGACUGUUGCAAUUAAAAAGGAACGGAAGAAGUACGUAUUAUGAAGUAGGUACUCCCUCUAUUUCUUAAUACUUUGUUAUCUUUUAAUUUUUUGACCAAGCAAGGUAACCUUUGAUCAAUAGUACUCUCUAUAUUUUUAUAUGAAAUGAUUUGUAAUAUAAUUGUUGAAGUACUUUCAUAAAAGAAUCAAAUUAUAUAAUUUUCAUAAAUUUAUACUCCGUAUUGAUCAAAAUUAUUAUUGAUCAAUAUUUGCCACCAUUAAUUUAAAAGGUCAAAUAUGACAAAGUUAGAUAAUAAUGUUUGUUCAUUCAUUUUGUGGGGGUUAUUUGUGCAUAUGCAUAUGUGGAAAAUCCAAGCCCAAACUUGGAGUGAUGGUCCUGAUGGCUGCUUUGUUACUACACAUAUUUAUGCACGUCAUGACAAUGUUCCCUCCGAUUCAUAGCUUUGUCUUAUUUGGCAUUUUUGGUCAAAGUAUUGAACUAAUUUUAACGAUGUUCAUAAUUAACAUACGGACUAGUAUUUAGGUAAAACCCUAAUUUUAAAACAUCAAAUUUCGCAUCACUUUCAUGGUGAAUUUCGAGAAUGCAUGUUGAACGUCGGUUAACGUUCUAAAACGUAGGUGUAAAUAAAAGUAUUGUGUUUUCAUCUUAAAAUGUACUCGACUACUCGUAAUUCAGUACUUGUUAUUGGCAGGAAAAACAAGAAAUUAAAAUCAAAACACUGGUGAUCCAUCUUUUUGAAAAAUGUGUUGAGUUUUAGUCAUAUUUAAUUAUGUACCGUAAUUUUUUAAUGUUAUACUACCGCCGUCCCAUAUUGGUUGUCCACUUUCUAUUUGAUACGAUUAUUAAUAAAGUGGUUGAAAAGUAAAAGUUGUAGUUGAGAUUUGAGUAGAAUAAGAUGAAAUGAUAAGAAUCACAUAUUUCUUGCAAAAAAGGAAACAAGACAUUCAUUUUGGGAUAACUCAAAAAGGAAAGUAAGACAAUCAAAAUGGAACGGAGGGAGUAGUAUUCAUUUCUUUUACUGCGCUUUGUGCAUAUAAUUAAAGGUGUGCAUCCAAGGUAAAAGGAUUAUUUGUGCGCUCUUCUGCCGUCAACGGGCUAUUGGGACUCGGGCCGGGUAAUGGGCCUGAAGAUAUGGAUGUGCUUAGCAUCCUUGCUUCUCAAGGGAUUAUUGGCAAUUCCUUCUCCCUUUGUUUCUCACCCAAUGGGAAGGGGAGAUUAAUUUUCGGGGACAAAGGAACUCGCAAUCAGAAGAGAACACCAUUAGAUCAAACAAUAGAAAAUGAAGCUCACAAUGUUCUAAUCGAGGAUAUUGUUGUGAACCAAAAUGUCUUUAAACAUGUUGGUCUCACGGUAUUUUUUGACUCUGGUACAACAUUUACAGUCUUAAGUGAUCCAGCCUAUACUUUUAUUGCAGAGAAUUUCAAUUCUCUAAUAAAGGAACCUCGCCGCAAACAACCAUCUCCUCGUUAUUUUGAAUACUGCUAUGACUUGAGCCAAAAUCAAAGUUCUUAUUGGACUCCUACACUGAGUUUAAUAAUGAAGGGAGGACAAAAGUUUGAUGUGCUUUUUCCAACAUUCCACUUACAUCCGGUGUUUGCUCAGCUCUAUUUUCUUAGAAUUAUAUUCCUCAAAUGUUGUCUUCUGUUUAAAAAAAUAUAACUCUCAUCUUUUCCUUAUUUAAUUACCUUUUCAGGGUAACAGCCCUUUCUAUUGUCUAGCUAUUAUCAAGGAUGACAAUAUUAACAUAAUCGGACGUGAGCAAUAUUAAUUCUCAUCCACUCAAUCUAUCUAGCUUUUUUUACAAUUAUUAUUUACGAUAUUGAUUACGUGUUUUUUAUAUUUUAAUUUACGUAAUAGUAUAGUAUUAACGUAUCUUAAUUAGCAUGUAUAUGCAUGCAUAACUGCAUAACAUAAGCAUGUCCAAUAAAUGAGUAAAUGACGGUACGUAUUAAUUAUUUGUGCAGAGAAUUUCAUGACUGGCUACAAUACAGUGUUUGAUCGAGAAAAGCGUAUUAUGGGGUGGAAGCAAUCCAAAUGUAAAGGAAACCAGUUCAAUGUUACUACCUCUGCUUGGGAUGCACAAGCUUCAUCACUGCCUAUUAUUACCAGAGUUAUGGGAUUGUUAUUCUAUUACUUUUUGUGUACGUAGUAAGAAAUUGUUGUAAAAAGGAGUAAAGCAUACGGGAUGUACAUAAAUUGAAGUAUUAUUAUUUCAUUUAAUAUAAAUGAUUUAAU
Molecule: messenger RNA, 3325 nt
Organism: Cuscuta epithymum
Lineage: Eukaryota; Viridiplantae; Streptophyta; Magnoliopsida; Solanales; Convolvulaceae
Source: the annotation of a GenBank genome assembly